UUGGAAAAACAAAGAUGGCAGCGCCCAGCUACCGAAAUUUCUUGUUUUUGAUAGAAUCCUAUUAUUCAAGAUGACAUAAUGGUUAUUAAUGAACAAUGGAAGAGGACGUAACUGUGAAACCCUUGACGUUACGCAUACAAGAUCUAAAUCCCCACAUUGUGUGCAGUCUGUGUGCUGGUUACUUCAUUGAUGCGACGACAAUUACAGAGUGUCUGCACACGUUCUGCAAGAGUUGCAUAGUGAAAUACCUGCAGACACGAAAACAUUGUCCGUCAUGCAAUGUCAAGGUUCAUGAGACACAGCCUCUACUGAAGCUGAAGCUGGACAUUGUCAUGCAGGAUAUUGUGUACAAACUUGUGCCACGUUUGUAUGAGAAGGAGCAAGCCAGGCAGAAGAUAUUCUACCAGACCAGAGGGCUGCAUUUGGGCCACGUGCGACCUGAUAGAUCUGCAGAGCAGUCAUUUGAUCAGCUAGCCAGGCCAGCCCCUACUCUGCACAGAGGCCAUUUUUACUGUUUUGACAAGCAAGUGAGUCUGCGCAUAGAGCCAUCCAGCAACGAUGCGGAGCUGCCCAAGAUACUGCAGAAGUUUGUUCGCUGCCCCGUGCGAACGAGGGCCCUGCAGUUGGAGAAGCUACUCAGAAGGAAACUUCUGCUACCUCCCACGAGAGAGCUGGAGAUACUAUGCAGUGGCAUGGUUCUGGACCAGGAUACCCCCAUGAAGAAGUUAAUGGUGAUAACUGCGUACGAUGAAAAAGAGGAUAUACCCAUCCUGUUAAACUACAGACUGAAGAAGCAAUAAAUGAU
Priapulus caudatus is the source of this 805-nucleotide messenger RNA. RefSeq names its product polycomb group RING finger protein 1-like. NCBI's taxonomy places the organism in Eukaryota, Metazoa, Priapulida, Priapulimorpha, Priapulimorphida, Priapulidae. Bases 96 to 800 code for a protein of 234 amino acids. The record is from RefSeq and is a predicted model, not a curated record. Gene Ontology annotation, molecular function: promoter-specific chromatin binding. The transcript is spliced from 8 exons. Gene Ontology annotation, biological process: negative regulation of transcription by RNA polymerase II. Gene Ontology annotation, cellular component: PRC1 complex.